Molecule: messenger RNA, 1306 nt
Organism: Silurus meridionalis
Lineage: Eukaryota; Metazoa; Chordata; Actinopteri; Siluriformes; Siluridae
Gene: atp6v1e1b
Product: ATPase H+ transporting V1 subunit E1b
Exons: 9
Coding region: 158-838 (226 amino acids)
Biological process (GO): proton transmembrane transport
Cellular component (GO): proton-transporting two-sector ATPase complex, catalytic domain
Molecular function (GO): proton-transporting ATPase activity, rotational mechanism
Source: RefSeq, a predicted model, not a curated record
GCGCUUGUUGACUGAGAAUCAGCUGAUCUUUUCACCGCCGCUGUUCUGUCCGUUUAAUUCUCUGCAGUUCAUUUGUAGAAGGGCUUUGGAGGUGGAACAUCUGAAUUUGUUCGAAAUAUAUAUUAUAUUAUAUAAAUAAAUAAAAAAGGUUGCAGCCAUGGCGCUCAGCGACGCGGAUGUUCAGAAGCAGAUCAAGCACAUGAUGGCUUUCAUUGAGCAGGAGGCCAACGAAAAGGCAGAGGAGAUCGACGCCAAGGCAGAAGAGGAGUUCAACAUCGAAAAGGGUCGCUUGGUACAGACUCAAAGGCUGAAGAUCAUGGAGUACUAUGAAAAGAAGGAGAAACAGAUCGAGCAGCAGAAGAAAAUUCAGAUGUCGAAUUUGAUGAACCAGGCCAGGUUGAAGGUCCUGAAAGCCCGAGAUGAUAUGAUCUCGGACAUGCUAAAUGAUGCACGUCAUAGGAUGGCAGGCAUUGCCAGAGAUCCAGCCCGGUACUCUGCCUUGAUGGACGGACUGGUGCUACAGGGUUUUUAUCAGCUACUAGAACCCAAAGUGAUGCUCCGUUGCCGCAAGCAGGACUUGGCCUUAGUGCAGGCUGCCAUACAGAAAAACAUUCCCAUCUACAAAGCAACUGUGAAGAACAAUCUCGAAGUGCGCAUUGAUCAAGACAACUUCCUCCCCCCGAAUAUCUCCGGUGGUAUUGAGCUCUAUAAUGCAGAUGGCAAGAUUAAAGUGUCCAACACUCUGGAGAGCAGGCUGGACCUUAUGGCACAGCAGAUGAUGCCUGAAAUCCGGGUUGCCCUGUUCGGUGUGAACCAGAACCGCAAAUUCAUGGAUUAAUCACCUUUCGGUGUGUGUGUAUGCAUGCACGUACGUAUGUAUGUAUGUAUGUAUGUGUGUGUGUGUGUGUGUGUGUGUGUGUGUGUGUGCCGCGUGUGUAUGGGAGAGCUCCCAGGAGCAUUCAGGACCAUGCCAGAAGAAAAGAACCCUAGUGUUUUUGUCUGUUUUUUGGUGUCAAUUUAACUUAUGAAUUGUGUUAAUGAUGUCUUUUGUGAGUUCAUUGUUGCCGUACGAUCGAUCGGCUUUUAGACUCUACGCUUCACGUGUUUACGCGCAACAUCAAGUCCUACUGACAAGUUUGCGUCGUGGUUUACAUUAUUUUUUUUUUUUUUUUUUAUAGUACGCAUUAGAACACUGGUGUUUACAGUUUUAUCCCCCCAUGUUCCAUGCAGUUCACACACUGUGUAAUAAUGUAAAGGAAACUCUGAGAUGACUUAAUUGUGGAAAUAAAGACUGUUCCGUGUCCUA